This is a messenger RNA of Blepharisma stoltei, 453 nucleotides long. NCBI's taxonomy places the organism in Eukaryota, Ciliophora, Heterotrichea, Heterotrichida, Blepharismidae. The record is from the annotation of a GenBank genome assembly.
AUGGAUUACUCUUUCCUCCAUAAUAAAAUUAUAAAUAAAGUAUUAAUUUCUAAAGCAUUGAUAAUUUAUUUAAUCUUUCAAUUUGGUAAAAAAUAUAUAUAGCGCGUGCUCCCCUAUAGACUUUCAAAGAAAAUGCCCUUCAAAGAAAAAAAUUAUUUUGAAAUUCCAAAAAGUCAGAUAUCAAUUAAAAAAUGUCAUUAUAUAUGUCCUAUUUGUCAAUUUGAAAAUUGACUUUUUCAGAUUUUUUCCUGAAUUUACAAUUUAAAUUUUUUUAUAUAAAGCAAUUGUCCCUUAGGGAUCUAAAAUGAGGCUUGUGCUAUACCUGAAAAUUCUAAAAAUCUGGCCUCCUCAAAUACAGCUGUUUGGCAAACUUAUAAUGAUUGAAUACAAAGACCUAAAAUCUAUAUCAAUAUCACUCUACAAAACAAAAUAACUUCUUAUAAAUAUAUAUAA